Ipomoea nil (Japanese morning glory) is the source of this 447-nucleotide messenger RNA. RefSeq lists its product as uncharacterized. The record is from RefSeq and is a predicted model, not a curated record. NCBI's taxonomy places the organism in Eukaryota, Viridiplantae, Streptophyta, Magnoliopsida, Solanales, Convolvulaceae. The transcript has a single exon. Bases 1 to 447 code for a protein of 148 amino acids.
AUGGGCGACGGAUCUGUCAAUUCCUCUGAACGGACUGUUUUUGAUGCCCCUCUCUUAUCGGUUACUUCAACCGUAACCACCCUCUCCACGGCUCAUCACUUCAUCAGCGUCAAAUUGACUCAUCGGAACUUUUUAUUUUGGAGGGCUCAAGUUGUUUCUUUUCUCAACGGACAUGAUCUAAUGGGUUUCAUCGACGGAACCAAUCCAUGCCCGCCGCCCACGAUCUCGUCUGGCGAAGAGGAAGCGCUGCGUCUGCCGAAUCCUGCUUAUCAUCCAUGGGUUCGUCAGUAUCAGGCAUUUCUCUCUAUGCUCAUGUCAUCGUUGUCUGAUGAAGUUAUGCCCUUGGCUAUCGGACAUCACACCAGCCGUGCAGUGUGGACUGCUGUUACCUCCGCACUUGCCUCUUCGUCUCGGUCUCGCUCGUUGAACCUUCUCGGGCAACUUUAG